Paramacrobiotus metropolitanus is the source of this 2113-nucleotide messenger RNA. RefSeq lists its product as uncharacterized. The record is from RefSeq and is a predicted model, not a curated record. The transcript has 3 exons. NCBI's taxonomy places the organism in Eukaryota, Metazoa, Tardigrada, Eutardigrada, Parachela, Macrobiotidae. Gene Ontology annotation, molecular function: protein binding. The coding region runs from base 138 to 1637 and encodes 499 amino acids.
GUGCGUCGUUUCUCCAUGAUUUUCCUAUCAUUUCAUAGUGCAACAUCAUCCAGUGUAUUUUGGCACCCGGGGCACAACCUUCUCGUCUGUGCCACUCGUAGAAGAAACUUGUAAAACCUUUUUCACUGCAGCUUAAGAUGUUAAUUUACAGGGACGAUGUAAUUGAGUGGAACGCCGUGGAUGUCUUGAUCGACUGCCAGUUGCAUUACGGUCGGGUGAUCAACGUGGCGGAGACGGGAUUGGUCAUUGACUUCCAGUGCCCGGAACGCCGUUCGCAGCUGGUGGCGUACGGGAGCAUUUUCCGCUGCGACAAGUACUUGGGGCGGCCAACGACGCACGCCCAGGUGCUUCUGCGGCGUCAUCCCGCCGGCGCCUGGAUCUGGUAUCCCGGGAGGGUGGUCCCCGUUGACAGCUACUGCUAUGAUGAUUUUGAAUUGGUGGAGGUGCAGCGGCCAUACGGCACCGUCACCGAGUUCCUCCCAUGGCAGCAAGUCCGCUCUCCAACCUCGAGGGAGGAGGAUAUGCGGCUGGUGGAGAAGGGCGAUUUUGUCAUACGGUCGUGUCCGGUGCCGGGUGCCUUUGUGCCCAGCGAAGGUCCGAUGUUGAGUGAAGCCUUCAACCGGGAAAUGGCUCGUCGCAAUGGGGCAUUGUUCACAGGCGUGCUUAAUCAGGAGCUGUUAUAUCUCUAUCGUCAGACUAGCAAUCCAAUACCAGUCGGACUGGUGGAGAGCGUCUGCAUUAACGCAGCCAAAAUGAACAAUAAAGCUAGCACACCCGAUACGACGGCGCUUCCUCCCUGCAGCAAUCUAGGACUUCCGCCGGUGCUGUUGGUGGAGAUCUUCCAGUCGCUGGACUCCAUCGAGCGCAUCCGUUGUCGACGUGUGUGUGCAGUAUGGAACACUCUUCUCACCACGCAAGCCUACUUCCCUGAUGUGCGUGUAUCCAGCGAUUCGGCGGAUUACGGUGCUGGGAAAUUCCCCGGCGACGAGGUGUAUUGGGUGGCGGCGUGUUUGCUCAAAUGCCUCAGCAGCGCCACUCGACGGGUGAUGGUGAGCCAACUGCAGCUGUAUGACGCUCGGCAACUGUCCGCGCCGAUCCACCGUAUCCUAAAACCUGGGCGCCUGCCGGUGCUGGUCUUCCACGACUGCGACGUCGGCGGACGGACGGAUCGUAUUCAGGAGGUGAUCACACGCACGGUUGAUUUGGUUGCGCAGUGUGCCUGCGACAGAGUGGUGUGGAAAAACUGUCGCCUCGCCGAUGACAAUUUGACAGCGCUCGUGUCGUACCACUCCAUGGACGCCCAGUCGCGACAGGGAAUGGAAGUGCAGCUGUGGGAAGUGUUCGAAAGAAAUUUGCUACUCAAAAAGCCGUUGGAUCGGCAGGCCGUUGAAAACUGGAUAAUCGACUGUAUUCCGGGUGUAUACAGUAGUGACGGUCUUUCAGAAGAGGGUAGAAUGAUUUUGAAGGCGUUGAACGAGUACCAGAGUGCCGAUCCCCGUCAGUCCACGCGUUACCGCCAGCGGGCGUGGACGCCGUUCAAUAUUGUCGAUGUGGAUGUCCGCCAGCUGACCACACUGACAGUGACCUUCAUUAAUGAACACCUCCACCCGGCGCCAUCAAAACCGAGGGUUCUGUAAGCAUGCCCCGGGAUGGCGCCGCCUAAAGGGCGACAAUGAUGCUGCACAAACGUAAAUUUUACAGUCUGAUCAUCCAUAGUUUCAUCACUCUCGUGCAUAGUUUCGUCUCUAUGAUGGUAACACUCCAUUAAAGAUGGCGCAGUUACACAACUAAAUGGAUACGGUGUACUAAAUAGAGUGUGAACAGUCCCUUCUCAUGUUAAUUGGGAGAAAUUCUUUAUCUGAUUGUAUAAUAAUUGUAACAACAGCCUAUCUGGCUGCUGUUCUAAACUUCUAGUGGGGUGACGAUCGGUCUUUACCACGAUUAUGCGGCUGCUAGGAUGAAAGGUGGCACGAACGGCAACGAUGCUGGCCGGGGACGCUCUUACUGAUGUGACACAAUUACACAGGUGGCUCCGAUUGGGAUGACGCUGGUUCAUCCCAAGCGGUCAAACACAACAACGUAACUCAAGGCAUGUUUAAUGACAAGGCGUUCA